GUCAGUUAGAAGAGACGCAGCGACAGACAGACGAGACAAAAUGGCUUCCAUGUCAGAGGAUGAUUUCUGCUGUUCGGUCUGUCAUGAAGUCUUUAGAGAUCCUGUUCUUCUGUCAUGUAGCCACAGCUUCUGUAAAGACUGUCUGAAGAGCUGGUGGAGAGAGAAAACAACACAGGAGUGUCCAGUUUGUAAGAGAAGAUCUUCAAGGCCAGAACCACCUCGUAACCUGGAGUUAAAGAAGCUGUGUGAGAGUUUCUUACAGCAGAGAGAUCAGAGAGCUUCAGAGGCUCUCUGCAGUCUGCACUCUGAGAAACUCAAACUCUUCUGUCUGGACCAUCAGCAGCCAUUGUGUCUUGUCUGUCUUCAUUCAGAAAAACACACCAACCACAGAAUCAGACCCAUCGAUGAAGCUGCACAACAACACAAGAAGGAACUCCAGGAAACUCUGGAGCCAUUAAAGGAGAAGAUAAAGGUUUUUGAACAAGUUAAAGUUAAGAUUGAUCAAACAGCAGAACACCUGAAGGUCCAGGUCCGACGCACAGAGACGCAGAUUAAGGAUCAGUUUAAGAAGCUUCAUCAGUUUCUAGAAGAGGAAGAGGAGGCCAGGAUGGCUGCACUGAGGGAGGAAGAGGAGCAGAAGAGUCAGAGGAUGAAGGAGAAGAUGGAGGCUCUGAGCAGAGAGAUAGCAGCUCUUUCAGACACAGUCAGAGCCACAGAUGAGCAGCUGAGAGCUGAAGACGUCUCAUUCCUGAUCAACUACAAGGCUGCAGUGGAAAGAGUCCAGCAGUUCCCCCUGCUGGAUGAUCCACAGCUGCUCUCAGGAGCUCUAAUAGACGAGGCCAAACACCUGGGCAACCUGAGCUUCAACAUCUGGAACAAGAUGAAGGACUUGGUCUCCUACACUCCUCUGAUUCUGGACCCAAACACUGCUAAUCCAAACCUCAUCUUGUCUGAAGAUCUGACCAGUGUGAGACUUGGAGGAGACAGACAGAAGCUUCCUGAUAAUCCAGAGAGGUUUGAUUAUUACUGGUCUGUCCUGGGCUCUGAGGGCUUUAACUCAGGGACUCACAACUGGGAUGUUGAGGUUGUAGACAACAAAUCCUGGAUACUGGGUGUGUCAGCAGAGUCUGACCAGAGGAAGGGAGUCAUACCUUCUGGAUUAUGGAUAAUAUGGUUCUCUAAAGCUAAAUACUUAGAGUGGUCUCCACCAGCUCCACCCACUUAUCUCCCAUUUAAGAAGCAGCUCCAGCGGAUCAGAGUGACUCUGGACUGGAACAGAGGAAAGCUGUCGUUCUCUGAUCCUGAUACUAACACACACAUACACACCUUCACACACACUUUCACUGAGAGGCUGCUUCCAUACAUUUACACAGGAGAAGAAGUCCCACUGAAGAUAUCACCACUGAAGGUCUGUGUGACAAAACAACAGGUCUGAUAGUCUUUAGUUUGAAGGGGGUGAUAAUAAUAGUAAACAACCCUUAAUGUGUCCAUGUAUUUAUGUGGACAUAAACAAAAACAAAUUUCUGAAAUGAAUGAUAAAAUAAGUUCAAACUUUAUACAGCAGAUUAAAAUAAUACAAACACAAUAAUUCAUCCAUAAUUAAAUAACUCAUUAUUUUGAGAUACUUUUUGGUGUAAGAACAAAAGUUCAAAGUGAACAUUUUGCAGAUAUGGAGGACAUAGACAUCUGUGCGUCGUAUGAAUAACAUCUGCAGCUACAGUAGCAUGUUAACGAGUCACAAACUGCUACUCUGCUCUCUUUUCCCUGAAUCAAAACGUUCCCAGGAAUAAAUACCGAUGCUCUUUUAAACCCUGAAGCAUUUUUCCCUUCACUCUGGUGUAUCUCUGCGCCUCCUUCACUGAAGGACGGCGCUCAGAGACUAGGGGUGGAACGAUACACAGAAGUCAUGGUUCGGUUCAUACCUCGGUUCAGACAUCACGGUUCGGUUCAGAACAAUGGAUACAAUUUUUAGUGUGCAUGAUGUCUCAGGCUUUACCACCCAGUGUCAUACAGUUUCUCCCCUGAGCUAGUUGCAACAGCCUGAAGUGUAUAAAGUAAGAUGUAAACAGUUAGUACCCAACAUCAUCUCCAGACUCCAUCUGGAACUUGUAAACAAAAUAAGACAAUCAGCUAGUAGUGUGAUAUGGGAGACAAGUGCUGCUCUCAUAUGUGAAUGCACAGAGCAGGGAUGUUAAAAGAGCAGCUUCGGUUACACAGAGCAGUUGACUAGUUAAAAUAGACUUUAUUAAUCCCACACUGAGGAAAUUCCUUAGUGGGGAAAUUCCUUAGAGUUUUGGCGUAAGCUUAACAGCGGAGCUAACAGCAAACAGCGGAGCUAACAGUGGAGCUAACAGCUAAUGGCGGAGCUAACGGCAUAGCUAACAGCAUAGCUAACAGCGAAGCAAACGGGCCUGGAGGCCAUUUGUGGUUGAGGCAAGAAGGGAUACAGCUACGUCCGUGUUUUGUUUGGAAGGGGCUAGUUUGCCUCGUGUGGCCCAUGGUGUGGGCUCACUGGACCGACUUGACAUGUAGGCAUGGUUGAAUUGUAGGCUGAGCUCUGAGCUUCAGAGCUAAGGGAAGGCUACAGAUUAGGUGUCCCUAAAGAAACGCAUAUCUAACAGUAGUUCCGCAUUACAUCAAUUAAUUUGCAGGCAAGUUUUAUUUAUUUUUAAACCGUGUAUUCUCCGUGUAAAUUCAUCUACCGAACCGAGACGCCCGUACCGUUUCGGUUCAAUACGAAUACAUGUACCGUUCCACCCCUAUCAGGGACUCAGAUCAAACCUAAUGUCACACAGAGAAGAGACUUUAAAACACAGAAAACCUGCAGGACAUGUUUAUACAGCACAUGAGAAGGGUCAGAGAUCACAGCCAGCUCAGAACGGCGAUUUAAGUCUCGAAGAAACUCCAACAGGAACUGGAUUUUACUUAGAGACACUUAUUGUAAAUAUUAGGCUUAAAAAAACAAUUACAGAGAGAUUAAAACUGCCAAAUAUCUUUCCUUUUAUCAUACUUUUCUAUCACCAUCAGGGAAUAAACAAACUGCUGUUAUUUGGCCUUCAAAAUAAGAGACUUUCAACUACUUUAAACCUUGGUGUAGGGCUGGUAGCGAUAUAGUUUCAGUUAAGUUUUAUUUUUUCUUGAAGGUUUAAAUUUUUUAUUGAGUUUCAGUUUACUAAAAAUAUUUUUCACUUAUUUUUGGAUUAGUUUACUCUGAUAGUCACACAACUAUUUUAAUAAUCGAUUGACAAUUUCACUUUUAAAGUAAUAAUGCUGUGAUGAUUUCCUGCUUUUCUCUGUUUUAUAUUAUUAUAAACUGAAUAUUUUGGGUGUUUUAGACUGUUGGUCAAACAAAACAAGACAGUUAAAGAUGUCAUUGUGGGCUCUGUGACAUGUGAUGUACACUUCUUGACAUUUUCUAUAUUAAACAGUUAAUUGAUUUUCUCUCUUGCUA
Molecule: messenger RNA, 3451 nt
Organism: Perca fluviatilis (European perch)
Lineage: Eukaryota; Metazoa; Chordata; Actinopteri; Perciformes; Percidae
Product: nuclear factor 7, ovary-like
Exons: 2
Coding region: 41-1435 (464 amino acids)
Molecular function (GO): protein binding; zinc ion binding
Source: RefSeq, a predicted model, not a curated record